AUGGACGACUUCAACUUCGACUCUUUGGACCUGGGGUCACGACGGAAGCCCACCAACUGGGUUGCCGUGGCCCCGCCAAUGGUCUACCGAAACAAAAUAAAUCCCAACAAAAGAAACAAUGGACAAAGGCGAGCCUCAAAGCAAGAAGGCCAGAAGGGCCAGGUCCCAGGCCGGGGUGAUGCAGAGGAUGCCAGCACAGCCCAGAUGGCAGACCAGUCAACUGCAGACGUCACUGGCCAAUCAACUGCCUCUAGCUAUGACACGGCGGAGUUUGAAUCCAAGGCAGGUGGCAGAGCCGCGGCAAAGCUGGCAGAACCCUCAGCCAGCAUGCCUGCUGGGCCAAAGAAGAAGCCGUGGAGUGAAGGGACGAUCCAGGCACGCGCAGAGGAAGCCGUGAAGAGGGGUACCUCGGGGCAGACGUUGGAAUGGCUGGAGGCUGAGAGCGAUGAGGGCAAUGUGGAGUACAAACUGCGCCUGAAGGACCCCUCCACUAUGCGCUUCCAGCAGCUGGUGACGCAGAUGAAGUUCCGGCUGUCCGAGGGCAACGGCGAGUGCUUCUACUAUGUCGGGGUGGAGGAUGACGGGUACCCGAGGGGGCUGACCCCGGGGGACCUGGAGCAGUCGCUGACGACGCUGCGCGCGAUGGCGGCGGAGGUGCACGCCGCCUGCACGCUCGUGCGCACGCUGCCGGGCAGCAGCGACCGCUCCUGCGUCGUCGUCCGCGUGCACCGCAUCUGCCGCGACGAAGUCUCCUACACCGACCUCCGCAUCGCAGUGGCUGGGGCGGUGGAGAGCGGCAAGAGCACGCUGAUAGCAGUGCUGACGGACGGCGCGCGCGGGCGGCCGAUACUAGACAAUGGCCGCGGAUCGGCGCGAAUGGCCGUCUUCCGGCACAAGCACGAGAUUGAGAGCGGCCACACCAGCAGCAUCUCCCAGCACAUCCUGGGCUUUGACGAGGAGGGCGGCGUUCUCAACUACUCUGGUGUCGCCGCGCUCACCCCUGCCGAGAUCGCCUCCUCUGCCCGCAAGGUGCUGCGCUUCAUCGACAUGGGGGGCCACGAGAAGUAUCUGAAGACGGCGCUGUACGCGAUGACCAGCCUGCUGCCGGACUACAUGCUGCUCUGCGUCAGCGCCCGCUGCACCGGCGGCCACCUGCCUCGCGCCGCUCGCGAGCACCUGGCAGUCGCACUCGCCCUCGAAAUCCCUCUCGCUGUAGUCCUCACACAGGUGGAUGUGGCGGUGUCCAGCGCGGCAGAGGCAGUGAUAGGGCAGAUGCGCGAGGUGCUGACAGCAGCCGCAGCCGGUGCCGGCGUAGCCGACGGCCUGCCCGCCAAGCUGCACGCCACCGUGUUCCUGCCUCUGGUCUCCUCAGAAUCCCAGGCGGCCAUGCUGGCGCAUGAGGUGGCGGGACGCCGCAGCGGGGCGGCUGGCAGCGCGGACGCGCCCCCGGGCCUGCAGCGGCGCCUUACUGUGCCCCUUUUUGCGGUCUCCUCCGUUACGGGAUCCGGCAUUCCGCUGCUGCAUGCCUUCCUGUCUUCCCUGCGGCCGACCGUCUGCGACUCGGCAGCCCCAUCGGACCGAGGCUCUGGUGAGAGUGAGGGCAGCCAGUCGCACACUUCCGCCUCCUUCUUCGACCCAGACAUCAGCAAGUGCAGCGAUGCCUCCAGCGUCUUCAAUGUCUCCCUGGACGGGGAUAGCUGCAAGGGGCCGGAGGAGCCUGCAGCAAAACAGCCAUACGCCAUUAAAGAUACUGCCAAGCAGGCGCAAAGCCAGGAAGGCCACGCCCACUUCCAGGUGGACCAAACGUUUGAGGUGAGGGGCGUGGGCUGCGUGCUGUCGGGCACAGUGGUGGCCGGCCGCGUCACCCUGGGGCAGCAACUGCGGCUGGGGCCUGACGAUCAAGGUGCCUUCAAGGAUGUCACCGUCACAUGCAUACAGCGGGAGCAGCUGCCAGUCAAGAUGGUGCGGGCGAGGCAGCACGCAACGGUGGCGACUCACCCGGCCGAGAACAUGCCUUCGGCGCAGAGCAGGCCGGCGGCUGAGCCCAGCACGAGCGCCACAUCACUUGGACUGCAGGCAGCGCUGCCAACAGCGAGUGUGGCCAUUGGGCAGCAGGGCCCGCCCACAGACAAGCGUGAGGUGUUCCGGAUACCUUCGCCCUGCGGCGAGCAGGGAACGCCCCGGCUCAGCCCGCAGGGCAACCAGCGGCUGACUCAGUCUGACACACACAACGGCGCGCAACACCCGGCGCCCACAGUUGGUACACUGGACAUUAAGGCAGGCAAGGACAUUACAAAGGGCAAGACAGAUGGAUCUAGAUCUGGUAGUGAAAAGCAUAGGGGCAGCUGGAGUGGAACGAGGGCGGCGCAGCUCUGCCAGAAUGGCGAUGGGGGGUCGAUGGGGGGCAUGGGGACGGGCAUGAUGGAGGGGUUUGGCGUGGGCAGCUCGGCGCUGGAGUCGGCGCAGCCGGAGGAGUUUGGCGGGCUGCAGAUUGAGUGGGCCGCCGAGCGCAGUCGCUGGGCCCUGCGCUCCCAGUCUGCUCCCAGCCUCGUCGCCAGCUCAGCCCCCAACUCCAGAAAGGGGACGGUGCUGGUGGGGAUGGGGCUGCGGCCGCGGGCGGUGUGGCGGUUUAAGGCGGUGAUGGUGCUGGUGUCAGGCCACUGGCCUCCGCGCGGCCUCCUCUCCGGCUGCUGGCCCCCGCACUCCGCCAGCACCUCCGACCCAGACGGGGGCAGCGGUAGCGACACGUGCAGCGGGAGUUCCUUUGAUGCGUCUGGCAGCAGGGGCGCCUCCUGGGGCCGCCGCCGACUCAGGACUGCGUAUGCUCCGGUGGUGCACUGCGGCAGCGUGCGGCAGGCGGCCAGGGUGCUGCAGAUGAUGGAGCUGUGCCCCAGCAACAGCCCCGACGCGCGCGAGCUCCAGGGCUGCCGCCUCGCUCCCGCCGUCGCAGCCGCCGCCGCCCUGCUCUGCAGCCCCUCUGCCGGCGGUGCAGCGGCGCAGGUGAUGCGGUUUGGGACGCCCGAUGCGGACGUCAUGGGGCGUUCUCCGCCGCGGACGCACAGCAUGCCGCGCUGCGACUCGCCGGCCAGCUCUGACGAGGGCAGCCCCCACAGCCUGCCCACCACCUCCGUGUGGCCUGCCCGUCUGCCCGGUUCUGGCCUGGUGCUGGAGGGAGGUGCAGAAGAGGCAAAGCUGGCAGUGUGUGAGGCACCGGGCUGUGUGGCACGCGUGACAUUUGAGUUCUGCCAACGGCCGGAGUGGCUGCAGGAGGGGGCGCGCCUCAUUGUGCAUGACCGCACCGACAACUGCAUGUCUGGCGCUGGCAUCGUUGAGCGCCUGUUGGCUGGCCAGUGCCAUAAUGACUAA
Coccomyxa subellipsoidea C-169 is the source of this 3366-nucleotide messenger RNA. RefSeq lists its product as hypothetical. The record is from RefSeq and is a predicted model, not a curated record. Gene Ontology annotation, biological process: translational elongation. The coding region runs from base 1 to 3366 and encodes 1121 amino acids. The transcript is spliced from 16 exons. Lineage: Eukaryota; Viridiplantae; Chlorophyta; Trebouxiophyceae; Coccomyxaceae. Gene Ontology annotation, molecular function: translation elongation factor activity; GTP binding; GTPase activity.